CCGAACUUCCAACCUAUAAACUCAACGAGAAGGUAAUUGGGAGUCAAAUAAUUUCAAGUCCGGUUCAGAGUUUAAGGUGUUUCGAUAGUUGUCAUUUGCCGGUCCAAAACUCCAAACCUCCCAAUUUUCUGCAACUAAUUCGAUUGCUAUUACAGUGAAUCCACUGCUGGUUUCAAUCACAAGAUGCUCCCCAGAGUGGGUUCGUUCGUCUCUAACUUUCUCUUGAUCGGCUUUGUGGUCUCUCUGUCUCUCCCUUGCAGGUCUGAUGCAACUGCAGAGAAGGAGAUGACAUUAGCAAUAAUAAAGCCAGAUGGGUUGUAUGAUAACUACACUGAUAAGAUAAAGAACGCUAUUUCGGAUUCUGGUUUUAGAAUCCUCAACGAAAGGCUCGUCCAACUUGACGAGGACGCUGCAGUGAGCUUCUAUGCCGAGCAUUCUUCGAGGAGCUUCUUUUCUGACCUAGUCAAGUACAUGACAAGUGGACCAGUAUUGAUUAUGGUAUUGGAGAAGGAAAACGCUGUUGCAGAUUGGCGCACUUUAAUUGGCCCAACUGAUGCAAGCAAAGCAAAGAUUACUCAUCCCAACAGCAUAAGAGCAAUGUGCGGGAAGGAUUUACAAAGAAACUGUGUUCAUGGGUCGGAUUCUCUUCUAUCAGCUCAACGAGAGAUCUCAUUUUUCUUCAAAGAAAAGUCUUCAGGCAGCGGAAGCAUGGAGCAUGACGAAUUGUAGUCAAUGAAAGCUCAAAAGCAGAACAACCUGUCUUAGAAAAGGCUGUUUACAUUCGAUUGUUCCACACAAUGUCCAGAAGGACAAGGACAACUCCUGUGCCAAUUCUUUAUGACAGUUAGGCCCUCUGUUACCAAUUGCUACAUCGUACAAAUCUCUUCAAUCUCGGGUUCGAUCAACUCUGCUCUUUUUCUCAUGACUUACAUAUGAUCUUAUCUAUUAAAGUUGUUAAGUAUCACAGGCCGGAUAUCACAUGGAGCUUCCUAAGCGAUGUUUUUUUUUUUUUUUUUUUUUUAUUGUUAUUCACCUCAGUUGUGUUGAAAACGUCAGUUUUCUUCCCCAUAUCUCAAUCCAGUUUCACCUUCGGGACACAGUUCGUCAGGUGAUAAUUUGCAUCCAUUGUUGUAUGCAUGUACACGAGGGGAAUGUGCUCAUGUUAAACCGUCUGAUAUGUUAAUGUUGGACUUCGAUAUAGACAAUUUAUGUAAAUGGAUUCGUAUUGGAAUGUGUGAUCCAGAUUGACAGAUUUC
This is a messenger RNA of Pyrus x bretschneideri (Chinese white pear), 1256 nucleotides long. RefSeq names its product probable nucleoside diphosphate kinase 5. The transcript has 6 exons. Gene Ontology annotation, molecular function: nucleoside diphosphate kinase activity. The record is from RefSeq and is a predicted model, not a curated record. Gene Ontology annotation, biological process: UTP biosynthetic process; GTP biosynthetic process; CTP biosynthetic process. The coding region runs from base 184 to 729 and encodes 181 amino acids. NCBI's taxonomy places the organism in Eukaryota, Viridiplantae, Streptophyta, Magnoliopsida, Rosales, Rosaceae.